Colletotrichum truncatum is the source of this 765-nucleotide messenger RNA. The record is from RefSeq and is a predicted model, not a curated record. NCBI's taxonomy places the organism in Eukaryota, Fungi, Ascomycota, Sordariomycetes, Glomerellales, Glomerellaceae.
AUGUCGUCUCUGCAAGGCAAAGUAUACGCAGUCACGGGUGCUGCUAGUGGUAUCGGCCUCGCGACAGUAAAGAAGAUAGCCAGUCGAGAAGGGACUGUCUGCGUUGCCGAUAUUGACGACUCAGGGCUGAAAGAUGUCGACGCUUAUUUGGCUACCUUGUCACCAAAUGUCCCAUACUUGGUGACUAAAGUCAACGUCGCAGACAAGACACAAGUGGAAGCGUGGAUCAAUGAAAUCAAAACCAAAUUCGGCCGUCUCGAUGGCGCUGCCAAUAUUGCGGGUAUCAUCGGAAAGGAUCAUGGCAUAAAGCCCGUUGCCGAGCUUGACGACGACGAGUGGGACAAAAUCAUCGGGGUAAAUCUUACUGGCAUGAUGUACUGCCUCAGAGCAGAACUCCGAUCUAUCGAAGAUGGGGGGUCCAUAGUGAACAUGGCAUCGAUACAUGCCACAAAUGGUAUGGCAUUUCAUGGAGCGUAUGCGGCUAGUAAGCACGGUGUCCUUGGUCUUACCCGAGCUGCUGCCAAAGAAAACGGGACACGAGAGGUUCGUGUCAAUGCAGUAGCUCCCGGUCCUAUUUACACGCCAAUGAUGCAAAAGUACUGGGAUGAGGUGAAUAGACCAGUUGACGCACCGUUUGAUGAACCUAUUGCGUUCCGGCGUCAGGGUAAAGCAGACGAGGUCGCGAAUGUCGUGCUUUUCUUACUGGGACCCGAGAGUUCUUUUGUUAGCGGAAGCUGCUAUUCAGUAGACGGUGCAUGGAUUUGA